Messenger RNA from Manihot esculenta (cassava), 1282 nucleotides. RefSeq names its product endonuclease V. The record is from RefSeq and is a predicted model, not a curated record. NCBI's taxonomy places the organism in Eukaryota, Viridiplantae, Streptophyta, Magnoliopsida, Malpighiales, Euphorbiaceae. Gene Ontology annotation, cellular component: nucleolus; cytoplasm. The transcript is spliced from 9 exons. Gene Ontology annotation, molecular function: single-stranded RNA binding; RNA endonuclease activity producing 5'-phosphomonoesters, hydrolytic mechanism. Gene Ontology annotation, biological process: DNA repair. Bases 146 to 1201 code for a protein of 351 amino acids.
GGGGGGGGGAAGGUAAAGUUCUCAGUAGCUGGAAAGUCAAAAGUUAAGACAGUGACAUUUUUAUGCAGAUUGAUUUAUCGCAAGUGCUCUGCUAGAUUAUGAAUACAAGUAGCGUGCAGGAGAUCACAAUCAGCAACAUCAUAAGAUGCCCAGUUGGCUAGAGACUCAGCAUUCGCUGAAAAGGAGACUGAUCGACGAGGAUGAUUUCGAAUGGAAACUACCCACAUCAUCAAGAAACAAAACCAGCGUUGAAGAACAUGGUGGUCAUCAAUUGGUGUUGAAGUAUGUGGGUGGAGUUGAUGUUAGCUUCUUGAAAGAAGACCCAUCUGUUGCCUGUGGGUCUCUCGUCGUUUUGGAUCUUCAGAGUCUCCAAAUUGUUUACCAGGAUUAUUCUCUUGUUCGUCUCCGAGUCCCUUAUAUCGCUGGCUUUCUUGCCUUCAGAGAGGUUCCAAUACUUCUACCACUUAUUGAGAAGAUGAAGAACAAUCAAAGUCCUUACUACCCACAGGUGAUAAUGGUUGAUGGCAAUGGAAUGCUUCAUCCUAGAGGUUUUGGCUUGGCUUGUCAUCUGGGGGUUCUGGCUAAUCUUCCCACCAUUGGAGUUGGAAAGAAUCUGCAUUAUGUGGAUGGUCUUAAUGAAGAGGAAGUGACAAGACUUCUUCAAGCUGGAAGAAGAAGGGGUGAAGAUUUUGUUAAAUUGAUGGGAAACUCUGGCUCCAUAUGGGGAGCAGCAAUGAGAUCACCUAGAGGCUCACAAGAUCCUAUAUAUAUUUCAGUUGGUCACCGAGUAUCACUAGAUACAGCCAUCAACAUUGCCAAAAUAACUCGCCAGUAUCAUUUACCAGAGCCGGUCCGACAGGCUGAUCUAAGAUCAAGAGACUACAUCCGUCAGCAUAAAUCAACUUUGUUAAAUCUGGCAGAUAGUUCCUGGAAAAGUAGAGCUGCAAUUGAUCUGUUCAACGACCUCGCCAUUUCCGGUGUGCUUUGGUUUCCGGUAUUCAAAGAUGGACUAGAGAGCUUCUGUAGAUGGCACUUAACAGAUAUGCACACAACUGAUCAAUGUGAUAUGUUCAGGAGUUUCUUAAUCAAGCAAGUUUACUAUGAGAACUUAGCUCUCACUGAGCAACAGCUCUUUGCCAUGAGGCUCGAGGACUUUCUUAUUUCCAAUGGAAAAAGACUGCUCAAAUUCUUGAACAACUGAGCAGAUUUGAAUUUAGUUAUUUGGCUAACAAAGAUAAUUAAAUUUUGAGCAGGUGAUGAAUGAAAAACUCUUCCAUAUCCA